AUGGGGAUAUAUAAGAACUGGAGAGAGCUUCCGCCUCGCUGUCCCAUGGAUUCUUAUGGGAGCCGCUCAAUUGUGCGAGGAGACGAUUUAUGGAGGCUGCCUUGUUUGACUAGUACGGGGCUUUUUGGCAUUCAGAUGGAGCUAUUUUGGUACCAGAGCAUGCGCACUGGAUACCUAUACGGAGCUGAACAUCUGCACACCAGUGAGCAGCAGUAUGAUGCAGACAGGAGUGUGUCUCAGACAGGACACUGAGACAACACUACCAGAGCUCACUGAGCAGCACAGGAUCAGACUGAAAGAAGAGGAACUUGGUGGACUGGUCCACAUGGCAGAGUCAGAGACGUGUGCUGCAGCAGGACUCAACACUCUGGAGCCAGUGUGUGUUACAUUACACAGAGGGGUCAGUGAUGUACACCAUGCACACACAUCACUGAUUAAAACAGAAACUGAUCUGGGCUUCACCCACCCUGGGGACCUUAUUAAGAAAGAGACGCUAGACAGUGCAGAGCUGGGAUAUGUAACCCAUCUGCAUCCUGACCAAAUCAAAACCGAGACUGAUGAUGGAGGAUACCUUCAGGCAGAACACAUCAGUGACUUGAAGAAUAUUAUAUGUGUUCAUUUGGAAUCUGAUGAAUUGAAGUGUGAAUCCAGUGACAGUUCAGUGAGUGAUUUCAUGAAGACUAUGAUGAAUGGAGCUGCAGGUGAUCACAAAGCCAAGACAGAACCAUCACAAUGUGCAGGAGAGCCAAAUCCAAACUGUAAGAAGGAAGAAAUGCAUGAUCCACUGAUCCAGUGUGGGGACUUAAAUCACCACUGUCACAUAAACGGUGAGAACAGUCAGACCAGAAUUGCCCAAAAAAGUAGAAACCGGACCAACAAGCAUAUUAAUUGCCAGGGAACGAGUGAGAGAACUGAACCCAUGAUAACCAAUUCAAGUGAUAUCCCAAGCCUUUUGAAUCUCUUUCAAAUGGAGGCAAAUCAUAGAAGUGAACGUCAAAUUAAUUCCGAUGAAAAGCCAUACAAAUGUACAUGGUGUGGGAAGUGUUUUAAUUUAAAAUCUGGUUUAAAUAGACAUCUGACAGUUCAUACAGGUGAAAAGCCCUACAAAUGUACUCAUUGUGGGAAGUGCUUUCCCAGAAAAUGUUAUUUAAAUAUCCACCAGAGAACUCAUACAGGUGAGAAGCCGUACAAUUGUACUCUGUGUGGAAAGUGCUUUUCCACACAAUCUAAUUUAAAUAGCCACAAGAUAAUUCAUACAGGUGAGAAGCCCUAUGAAUGUACUCAUUGUGGGAAGUGCUUUUCCAUAAAAAGUUAUUUAAAUAUCCACCAGAGAACUCAUGCUGGUGAGAAGCCUCACAAAUGUACUCUGUGCGGAAAGUGCUUUUCCAGACAAACUAAUUUAAAUAGCCACAAGAUCAUUCAUACAGGUGAAAAGCCGUACAAGUGUACUCAUUGCGGGAAGUGCUUUUCCAUAAAAAGUUAUUUAAAUAUCCACCAGAAAACUCAUGCAGGUGAGAAGCCCUACAGUUGUACUCAGUGUGGAAAAUGUUUUUCCACACAAUCUAAUUUAAAUAGCCACAAGAUAAUUCAUACAGGUGAAAAGCCCUACAAGUGUACUCAGUGUGGAAAGUGCUUUUCCAGUAAAUGGCUUUUAAAUCGCCACCAGAUAAUUCAUUCAGGUGAAAAAACCCUGUGAGUUGCCUUUCCAACAUACACUCACCCACCAAUUUAUUAGAAACACUUUAUUACGCCUACUUAUUCAUGCAAAUAUCUAGUCGGCCAAUUGUGUGGCAGCAGUGCAAUGCAUACAAUCACGUAGAUAGGGGUCAGGAGCUUCAGUUAAUGUUCACAUCCACCAUCAGAAUUGGGAAAAAAUAUGAUCUAAGUGACUUUGACCAUGGAAUGAUUGUUGGUGGCAGACAGGGUGGUUUGAGGAUCUCAGAAACUGCUGAUCUCCUGGGUUUUUCACACACACUAGUCUCUAAAGUUUGCAAAGAAUGGUGCAAAAAAAUGAAAUAUCCAGAGAGCAGCAGUUCUGCAGACAGAAAUACCUUGUUAAUGAGAGACGUCAGUGGAGAAUGGCCAGACUGGUCAAAGCUGACAGGAAGGUGACAGUAAUGCACAUAACCACACAUGACAACAAUGGUAUGGCAAAGAGCAUCUCUGAACACACAACGCAUCAUAACUCUCAGUGGAUAGUCUACAGCAGUAGAAGUCUAAAUACUAAGUCUAAUAAAUACUGAAUAAAGUGCUCAGUGAGUGUAUAUCGCAAUUAAAUGAUCACCUGAUCAUUCAUACCAGUGAAGAGCCCCACAAAUGUACUCAUUGUGGGGAAGUGCUUUUCCAGGCAGUAUGAUUUAUUUCAGACUUACUAAAAUCCCUACAUGGUGUGCAAAGUGUUUUAUCAUCAAAUCAAAAAACUUAAGCAAUGUGUUAAACUUCACACCAUGUACUCUGGUGUGAAGUCUGCUGUUGCCCAACCGAUUUAGCAGGCACCAAAUGACAACCUCAGAUGUAAAGAAGUGUCUUCCCUAUAACAUGUUAAAGAAUCUGAGUUCAUGCUUUUCCAAAUUACGGUUUAGGACAAUAGUAAUUGCAUAUUUAUUUAUUUUGUACCUUAUUUGUAAGUGUUCUGAUAAUAAGAUAACCAUAGCAUUAUAUUUGUUUUUGAAGAAGAUAAGUGUUUUUAGAUAUGGUGGGGGGGCCAAUGUGGGUCAGCUUUGGGCCUCUGUCUUUUGAAUGGCUGGCUCAGGACCAAACCACAUUCAAACACUCGUAUAGGUCAACAUGCAUUAAAAAAUUGUUCAAAUCAGAAGGUGAUUGAUUUCUAAUGGAAUGCCCUAUACCUUUUCUCAGUAAAUAAAUUAAUGGUAAUUUUAAAAAUGUCCCCAUAUUCUGCGUUUACUCUGUAUCCUUUGGUCUAUUGCACAUUUUGUCUUAAGAUCUGAAACUAUAUUGUGUGACAAAAACAGUAAUGGAGGAAAUGAGGAAGGGAGCAAAUACUUGUUCAUUACACUGUAUAUUGUGAAUGUCCACAUGCAAAAGGGUUUUAUGCUAUGUACACAUACAUACACAUAUUUAUGAACUAUAUGUGUUACUGCUUUCUUCUUUUCUCCCGUUUGUAGUUUACUUCCUGC
Conger conger (European conger) is the source of this 3137-nucleotide messenger RNA. RefSeq names its product oocyte zinc finger protein XlCOF6-like. Gene Ontology annotation, biological process: regulation of cytokine production; regulation of immune system process; negative regulation of transcription by RNA polymerase II. NCBI's taxonomy places the organism in Eukaryota, Metazoa, Chordata, Actinopteri, Anguilliformes, Congridae. The transcript has 2 exons. The coding region runs from base 215 to 1696 and encodes 493 amino acids. The record is from RefSeq and is a predicted model, not a curated record.